AUGUCGGUGAACCGGCCCUCUCGCCCUGCGGAUCAUGAUUCAAGUGCCUCCAACUAUCCUAGCGAACCACCUCUUCCAUUUGGACAGGACCCCAUUGACCACCGACUGAAACGCCUGCGAGACGAAGUCCUUCCGAUCUACCCUUUCCUCCUCACUGUUCCCUCCGAUGUGCCGUUCCGCCUCGGAAACCGCUUUGUCAACAACUGGGCCGUGAGUGAUGACGGGCCAUUUACACCAGAAGAACACCAACUGCAGUAUAUGACAUUUUUAGCCCACGACGAGGGAGACUCUUUGCUCGUCGCCGUUGGUGAUUGGUCAGACGGGAACGGCAGCGUCAUGCCUGACCAACGCUCUGCGCCUCAGAGUGCCGCCAGCACUCCAUCAAGUGGCUCUCUCAAGAAGAAGAUUAGCCUCAACGAUUAUAAAAAUAAAAGAAAAAGCGGCACCUCAGCUUCCCCCGCCGGUCAGGAGGUUGCGGGCCAGGGCUCUUCGACUAACUCUGGAUUCGACGAUAACCAGCCCGCUUCCAAGGCCAACCUUACAAAAGAGCCCUCCUCGAAACCGCGAGGGAAUUCUACAUCACAGCAUUCAUCAGACCGCCUAGAGCGCAAACGCCCUCCGCAACAAGACCGUGGACCAUUUACAUUGCAUGAAAAGGAGCAGCCUUCAAAAAAACCGAGAUUAUCGGCUGAGCCCCCGACAGAGUCUGAUAGACGUGAACGCUCGAAACCCCAUAAGCUUCCCGCCUUGUUAUCGCCUACACUUCCUCCGACCUCGCGGAGCCCCAGAUUACCCCGUCUCUUGUCCCCCACAUUACCUCCUGAUCUGGAGAGGGAGCUCGCCAAGUUGGACGAGGAGUCACAUAUUACGGAGCCGGCCCAAAGGAACAAACAAAAUGCAGAUGCGACAAAGCUCAAAACUCAGAAGCCCAGAUCUUCUGACAAAGGCCCUUCCCAGUUGGACCCAGGGACCAGUCGCCCAAACCUACCAGUACCUGGCAAACGGCCAAGUUCCGCCAACCAUAAGCCAUCUGCUACGUUAGACGCCUCAUAUUCAGAUUCUUGCGAAACAGUGAAGACCGACCCAGUACUCCAGAAAACGGAGAAGUCCGGUCGCCUGAUUGUGAGGUUGAAGUAUGGAAGGUCAAACAGGAAACGUGUGGAGGCGCUUCUCAAAUUUUCCGGUAAAAUGAAAACUGCGUCGAAAUCACCGGUCAACGACUUGGCGGAUCCUGGCAACUCCCAUUCAUCGAAGGACGAGCGGAGUACCGGGAAGGUCCAUUCAUCCAGACCUCUGGGCGCAGAUGGGAGAGUGAAGAACAGCAUUGAACCCAACAAAGAGCGUUCAACAAAUUCAAAAACCGCAAGUUCAGACAAGCCAGGGACGCCCGGGCUUUCCAUCACACCACACCCUCAGGAAAAAUCGAAGCCGAGCUCAACGGUUCCGUCGAAAGGCCGUCGAGAAUCCAAUCAUCGGGGCGAGACCGUGGCUGAAGCACCUGUCAAGCCGAACUCAAGACAUUCGUCCGGCGAUUCAACCACUGCUGCUCGGCAGUCGCCUCUCCCGCCCAACAAUCAACCGUCCGCGCGUAGCGGUGAACGUCGCGCAUGGAAAGACGAAUAUCAAAAGUAUGGAAACCUUGGGCGGGAGUUAAAGCAUGCUGCAGAGCGACAUACAGCCAGAGAUAACGUUUCUACCGCGGAUGAGAAGCUCGCAGCCGCUACAGCAAUUGAAGCCAUUCUUUGCUUCAUUCUGGCGUUUGCGGCAGAUGAUAAGUCCAAGGAAGUGGCCCGUCAGACUGGCGAUUCGUCUUCUUGGCUUUCGAUCCUUGCAUACUGGCGCGUGGUGAAGAAGAACAGCGCUCCUUUUCCGCGGCUGUAUAGCCUGUGUCUGAUUCUGGGCGCAGUGUCCUACGAGACUAUUCAUACGCUCGAUUUAGAACGUCUCGCUGUGAUUCCUCUUCCGGGCGAACAGACCUCGCCCCCCACGCCAGGGAGUGAUGGGAACUCUGCGUCGAGCGAGAGCAGGAGGAACCGAAAAGACCUGGCUGAUCUGAAGAAAAGACUGCCCGAAUGCUACAAAGAGUCGCAGAGAUUGUGGCUCGAAGGUUCGCGUGGUCUCAACGAGGAUGUCCUAGAGCGCGAGUUCCCCCGAACCUGGUCCCGCCGGUCGAAGAAUUUCUCUGACCAAGGAAAGCAACCACUGAAAGCCGGGGAUUACUCGGGUGACUAUUUCUUGCCGCUCGGGAGGACAACCUCCCCCGUGGAAACCGUCCGUUUCGGAUAUACCAUGCUGAAAGAGUGGUGCGCAAACGAAGGUGUGGACUGGAGAGGUCGUCUGAGCUUAUAG
Molecule: messenger RNA, 2349 nt
Organism: Aspergillus terreus NIH2624
Lineage: Eukaryota; Fungi; Ascomycota; Eurotiomycetes; Eurotiales; Aspergillaceae
Exons: 1
Coding region: 1-2349 (782 amino acids)
Source: RefSeq, a predicted model, not a curated record